Messenger RNA from Hevea brasiliensis (rubber tree), 636 nucleotides. RefSeq lists its product as uncharacterized. The transcript is spliced from 3 exons. The record is from RefSeq and is a predicted model, not a curated record. Bases 1 to 636 code for a protein of 211 amino acids. Lineage: Eukaryota; Viridiplantae; Streptophyta; Magnoliopsida; Malpighiales; Euphorbiaceae.
AUGAAAAUACACAAGGCCCUCUGUGAUCUUGGGGCAAGUGUAAGUCUAAUGCCUCUAUCAAUAUGUCAAAAGCUAGAGGUCGAAGAACUAAAGCCCACAACAAUUUCACUGCAAUUGGCUGAUCGGUCUAUUAAAUAUCCUAUGGGCAUCCUAGAGAACAUCCCUAUCAAGGUGGGCAAAUUCUUCAUCCCCGUUGACUUUGUUGUCUUAGAGAUGGAAGAGGAUGUCCAAAUCCUUAUCAUCUUGGGAAGACCUUUCUUGGCAACUGCCGGAGCUAUCAUAGAUGCCAAAAAUAGGCGGUUGACUCUCAAAGUAGGAGAUGAAGAGCAAGUUGAAGAGGAAUUCCAUAAAGAAGAUCCUGAAGAUCCUCUUGAAACAUGCAUUGUGCACAGCCACACAGCAGAGAAUGAGAACACAAAAAUUACAGCUUGUGUACAAUCCUUGACAGCAUAUCCACCUCUACCAUUGGCUCAAGUUUUCAAGGUAGAAGAGUUAAAGGAAGAGCAGCCCAAAGGAAAGCCUCAAGAAAACACCAAACAGGUAGAACUGAAACCUCUUCCCUUAACGCUAAGAUGUUCUGAAAAGGUUCCAAGGCAUAGGAGCAAAGUAGAGAGCUUGGAAAGGCCAAAGGAUUGA